Molecule: messenger RNA, 637 nt
Organism: Haemonchus placei
Lineage: Eukaryota; Metazoa; Nematoda; Chromadorea; Rhabditida; Trichostrongylidae
Source: the annotation of a GenBank genome assembly
CGCAAUAGUUUUCACAUGAACCAACAUUUGCUCGAAUCUAUUUCAGCCGGAGUCAUCUCAAACGAAUCUCCGUUUCCAACCGCAGCCUCAGCCAGAAUCACUGCGUCGAGUGUCUGCUCCUUUAUCGUUGGAUGGAAGUCGUAAUACGAGUGGUUUAACGCUAGCGGAGCGGAAUGAAAUCAGCAAAGCGAAGCGCGCAGAAAGAGCAAGAAUACGGUAUCACAGUAUGCGACCAGAAAUAAGGCAACAACAAAAUGCUAAGCGUGCCGAGCUACUGCGCAAGGCCCGUCAACGAGAUGAGGAGUUAUGCCAUUUGGCUGAAACCUGCCAGCUAGAUACGCUCGACGAUGAUACGCGACGAGCUAUCGCAGAAGCGCAAAUGAGACGAGCAAGAAGAGCUGAGCAGGCGAGGGCGAAGUACCACCGCAUGAACAGUGAGGAACGAAGGCAGUACAACGCGAUGCGAGAUGCUCAAAGACGUCAAAGAAAGCGAGCGCAGGAAGAAGCGCGUCAGCGGGCCCAAUUGAAUGGUAAGGAUUCCCAUGGCAAAAAACUGUUUCUUCCAUGGUUAUUACGAUUUCAGAGGUACUAUCAACAGAAACCGGUCUCAGUCCACACUCAAUGUCACCAUCAGUGA